Drosophila teissieri is the source of this 557-nucleotide messenger RNA. RefSeq names its product bypass of stop codon protein 1. The record is from RefSeq and is a predicted model, not a curated record. The coding region runs from base 171 to 557 and encodes 128 amino acids. Lineage: Eukaryota; Metazoa; Arthropoda; Insecta; Diptera; Drosophilidae. The transcript has a single exon.
UCAACUUAAAUAAAUGUACCCCCUAUCGGAGUCAAGGUGGAGUCAGUUCGCAGAUAUUUUGUUAAGCAAACAAUUUGGCGAUUUGGCGGUCGCUAGACAAUCUUGGUUUUACUAUAAAAGAGAUAUUUUAUCAGCAGAAGGCAUAUCAGUUCUCAAUCGAAGCAUCCAACAUGAAGUUGUUCCUUGUUCUCUUCGUCCUUUCGAUGGUUUUGUGUGUGGCUCAAGUUAGAGCUGCCGACACCACUACAAGUACGGAGUCAAGCACUAGCACCACCUCCACCACGGAAUCCACCACCUCCACCACAACCACCACCACAGAAGCCACCUCAUCAUCUGAUACCGCAAACAAGAAGAAAGUGUAUCUCAGCAACCUGAAGUACUCGAUCAAAAGGAAAGUCAAGGUUGGAUCCUCUACCAGUUCCUCGUCCAAAUCCAAGAGUUCCAGCGCCAAGUCUCGCAAGGCCCGCCUAAAUGCCGCCAAACGCGCCAAGAAUGCCGCCAACCGAAAACUCAACAAGAAGUCCAAGAACCAAAAUGUACGCGUUAUCCGUGGUUAG